AUGGCGACUUAUGCGUCAACGUAUUUUACUAUUUCUGAUACUCGAAACCCAGUGGGACUACUAACAGGACGUGGAGGGAGGCUAUUAACGAAGAACCAAUUAGGAAACUUUUGCUGCGUGAAAAUGGCAGAAGACAAGUAUGGUUUUAUGGGUGCAAUCCAUAAGUCGACUUUGACACAAGUCAAGUGCUCAAGCAACUCUCAGAGUGUCAAUUCAUAUCAGAAUAAAGACCCUUUUCUGAAUCUACACCCUGAAGUUUCAUUGCUUAGAGGGGAGGGAAGCAAUACGGUGAACAAUCCAAGAAAAGAUAUCUCAAGUGGAAGUGUCACUGAGAGCUUAAGUGAUAAAUCUUCUCCUAGUAAUUACAGUGAAGCAAAAAUCAAAGUUAUUGGUGUUGGUGGUGGAGGGUCAAAUGCAGUUAAUCGCAUGAUAGAGAGUGCAAUGAAGGGUGUGGAGUUCUGGAUUGUUAACACCGAUGUUCAAGCUAUGAGAAUGUCUCCUGUCUUUCCUGAGAACCGCUUACAAAUUGGUCAAGAGCUUACCAGGGGUCUUGGUGCUGGUGGAAACCCAGAUGUUGGUAUGAAUGCUGCCAAAGAGAGCAAAGAAUCGAUAGAAGAGGCACUGUAUGGAUCAGACAUGGUCUUUGUUACGGCUGGUAUGGGUGGAGGAACUGGAACUGGUGGAGCUCCUGUUGUUGCAGGAGUUGCAAAGUCAAUGGGUAUAUUGACUGUUGGUGUUGUGACAACGCCAUUCUCUUUUGAGGGACGAAAGAGGGCAGUUCAAGCCCAGGAAGGAAUUGCUGCUUUGAGAGAAAAUGUUGACACGCUGAUAGUCAUUCCAAAUGACAAGUUAUUGACUGCAGUUUCCCAGUCUACCCCAGUAACAGAGGCAUUUAAUCUGGCUGAUGAUAUUCUACGACAAGGAGUUCGUGGUAUCUCUGAUAUAAUCACGAUACCAGGACUGGUAAAUGUGGAUUUUGCUGAUGUACGGGCUAUAAUGGCUAAUGCAGGUUCUUCAUUGAUGGGGAUAGGAACAGCAACUGGGAAGACAAGGGCAAGAGAUGCUGCAUUAAAUGCCAUCCAAUCACCUUUACUUGAUAUUGGUAUAGAGAGAGCUACUGGAAUUGUUUGGAAUAUAACUGGGGGAACUGAUUUGACCCUUUAUGAGGUAAAUGCUGCAGCCGAGGUUAUAUAUGAUCUUGUUGAUCCAACAGCAAACUUAAUAUUUGGAGCAGUGACAGAUCCAUCACUCAGUGGUCAAGUCAGUAUAACUCUUAUUGCUACUGGAUUCAAACGCCAAGAAGAGAAUGAAGGGAGGCCACUCCAGGCACAAGGAGACGUCACCCUUGGAAUCAAUCGACGGCCUUCCUCUUUCAUGGAAGGUAGUCCAGUCGAGAUUCCUGAUUUCUUGAAGAAGAAGGGACGCUCCCGCUAUCCAAGAGUCUGA
Prunus armeniaca (apricot) is the source of this 1446-nucleotide messenger RNA. Lineage: Eukaryota; Viridiplantae; Streptophyta; Magnoliopsida; Rosales; Rosaceae. The record is from the annotation of a GenBank genome assembly.